Molecule: messenger RNA, 1413 nt
Organism: Nasonia vitripennis (jewel wasp)
Lineage: Eukaryota; Metazoa; Arthropoda; Insecta; Hymenoptera; Pteromalidae
Gene: spn-A
Product: RecA homolog RAD51
Exons: 2
Coding region: 91-1113 (340 amino acids)
Biological process (GO): mitotic recombination; mitotic recombination-dependent replication fork processing; reciprocal meiotic recombination
Cellular component (GO): condensed nuclear chromosome
Molecular function (GO): ATP binding; ATP hydrolysis activity; ATP-dependent DNA damage sensor activity
Source: RefSeq, marked validated
AGUUCAGACGCGUCCGCCCAUACGUCACACGUGCGAAAGUUGUGUUCACUUUUCAAUUGCCUUUGUUUAUUGUAUUUUAAAAUAUCAACAAUGACCACCGAAGUUGCAAGCACCGUUGUUGAGGAAGAAGAUUAUGGAGAUUGUCAAGGACAAGCAAAACUCAUCAAAACUUUGGAGGGUAAUGGCAUCACAGCUGGUGAUAUUAAAAAAUUGGAAGAAGCUGGAUACUUCACAGUUGAAUCUGUGGCCUAUACUCCGAAAAAAGUUUUGAUGGCUAUUAAAGGUAUCAGUGAAGGAAAAGCUGACAAAAUUCUUCAAGAAGCUUCAAAAUUGGUUGCAAUGGGAUUCAAAACCGCAGCUGAAGUUCACAUGAUCAGAGCAAAUAUUGUUUAUAUAACUACAGGUUCUGCUGAAUUAGAUCGUCUAUUAGGAGGUGGCAUAGAAACUGGAUCAAUCACUGAGAUUUUCGGAGAAUUCAGAACAGGAAAAUCGCAACUAUGUCACACUUUAGCUGUUAAUUGUCAACUACCUGUUGAUAUGGGAGGUGCUGAAGCAAAGUGUAUCUAUAUUGAUACUGAAGGUACUUUUAGGCCUGAACGUUUAAUUGCUGUUGCUGAACGCUAUAAUAUUAAUGGCGACAGUGUUCUCGACAAUGUAGCUACUGCACGAGCUUAUAAUUCAGAUCAUCAGACUCAGCUACUGAUAAAAGCUAGUGCUAUGAUGUCUGAGUCUAGAUAUGGUUUGUUGAUAGUAGACAGUGCUACUGCACUGUACCGAACCGAUUUUGCUGGAAGAGGUGAAUUAGCAGCUCGGCAAAUGCAUUUAGCCAGAUUUCUCAGAUUACUCCUUCGAUUAGCUGAUGAAUUUGGAUGUGCAGUAGUUAUUACUAAUCAAGUGGUGGCAUCAGUGGAUGGAGCAGCUAGUAUGUUUGGAGGUGAUCAGAAGAAACCCAUUGGAGGCAACAUUAUUGCUCAUGCUAGCACCACAAGACUUUAUUUGCGUAAAGGUAGAGGUGAAACGAGAAUUUGUAAAAUUUAUGAUUCUCCUUGCCUACCUGAGAGUGAAGCCACGUUUGCCAUUAAUGCUGACGGAAUUGGUGAUGUCAAAGAAUGAUUCUAUCAAAUUUUCUUGCUGAAUAAAUUAAAAUUUCUAUUAAAAAGUUCAGAUUAACCACUCAAAUAUUUAUGUGAUUGUAAUUUAGUAAAUUACAUUAAGUUAUUUGUAGUUAAAUUUAAAUAUUCCUAAUAAACAGUAGUGCUUUUUUAAAACUUUAAAUAAGAAUAAUUAUACUGACAAAAAUUAAUAAUUAGACUGAUUAUAUUAUAUCUGGAUUAUAAGGUAUCAUGAAAAAAAAAUUUUAACCAUAAGUUUAAUGAUAUAUCUUUAACAAAUGUAAAUAAAUAUAAGAUUAAA